GGCGCUAGACAUGGCUAAUGGUCCCAACAAUUGGUUGUUGAAGUAACUUAUUAGCUUAUAUAGAAGCUGUUCGUCAAAAGGUUAUUGUGUAUAUUUAAAUGUGUCACUAAAAAACAAUACAUUAUUGUUGUCAUCGCUGGAUAAGUCUGCGUCUUUUAAGAAAUGGAAUAGAGAUACUGCCUGGUCGCUAGCAUGCUACAGUUAGCUACAUGCUAAGGAUACCAUCUGCUGGGACAACGUGAACAACACUUUACUGAGUAUUUAUUCUCGAGUCAAGUUUCUCUUCUCAGUUAGCUAACAAUGAAGUGUCACUACGAAAUCUUGGGUGUGAAACGAGACGCAGGAGACGAUGAUUUGAAGAAAGCUUAUCGUAAAUUAGCAUUGAAGUGGCAUCCAGAUAAAAAUUUGGACAAUGCAGAGGAGGCAGCAGAACAGUUCAAGCUGAUUCAGGCAGCUUAUGAUGUAUUGAGUGACCCACAGGAGAGAGCUUGGUAUGACAAUCACAGGGAGGCUCUGCUGAAAGGAGGACUGAGUGGAGACUAUGAAGAUGACAGCAUUGACCUGCUGCAGUACUUCACUGUCACCUGCUACUCUGGCUAUGGAGAUGAUGAGAAGGGCUUUUACACAGUCUACAUGAAUCUCUUUGAGUCCAUUGUUAAGGAGGAGAUGGAGCAAAGCAGGGUUGAUGAUGAGGAAGAGGAGGAGGAGUUUCCUCCCUUUGGAGACUCUCAGAGUGACUAUGACACUGUAGUGCACGUGUUUUACGGCUACUGGCAGAGCUUCUGCACUCGUAAAAACUUUGCCUGGAAAGAGGAGUAUGACACAAGGCAGGCCUCCAACCGCUGGGAGAAAAGGGCCAUGGAGAAGGAGAACAAGAAGACCAGAGAGAAGGCUCGAAAGGAGCGCAACGAGCUUGUGCGACAGCUAGUUGCUUUUGUCCGUAAGCGUGACCGCCGUGUGCAGGCCCACAGGAAGCUGGUGGAGGAGCAGAACGCUGAGAAGAUCAAGAAGGUGGAGGAGCUGAGGCGGAAGCAGAAGCUCAGCCAGGCCAAACUGGCAGAGGAGUACAAGGAGCAGAGCUGGGCAGCCAUGUCUGAGCUUGAGAAGGAGCUGCAGCAGAUUGAGGCUCAGUACGGAGAGGAGUUUGGAGAUGCAUCAGAGAGUGGGGAGGAGGAGAACAGCGAAGAGGGAGGAGAUGCAGAGCAGCCCGAUGGAGACGAACUGACAAUUGACUAUUACGAUGAUCUGUACUGCCCAGCCUGUGACAAAUCCUUCAAAUCAGAUAAAGCUAUGAAAAACCACGAAAAAUCCAAAAAGCACCGGGAGAUGGUGGCGUUGCUGCGGCAACAGCUGGAGGAAGAAGAGGAUUCACUUGGUUUGAACCAAAAUAAGCAGGAACAGGAGGGGGAGGAAGAGGAAGAAGAGGAUGAGGAGGAGGAGGAGGAGGAGGACAAGCCAAGGCAAAAGCUCUCCAAAAAGCAGAAGAGGAAAAAGAAACAGCAGAAAGUAGCACAUCAGAGUGCUCCAGAGGAGGAGGAGGAGAAACCAACGCCGACCACCUGCAAGGAAGAUGCCCCUGAGAAGUCAGCGGACGCCACAGAGCCGGAGAAGCAGGAUGAUGUCCCUCAAACAGAAGUCAAGAGCAGCUCUGGGAAGCCAAAGGGAAAGAAGGGAGGAGGAAAAGACAAACCAAAGAAUGUCAAGUCAAACACGGGAGGAGGACAGAUUCCUGAGAAGGAAGUAAACCUCCGCUGCGUAACUUGUAACAACGAGUUCCCCACAAGAAACAAGCUGUUUGACCAUCUGAAGGCCAGCGGCCACGCCUCUGCUGUCACCUCAAACGCUGCUCACGGCUCCAUGAGCAAGAGCAAAAAGGACAAGAAGAAGAACAGAUAACACCUUUCAUCUGGGCUGAUGAACCCGAAAGAGUUUGACUCAGCAGGAACACAGGAAGCAACACUCUGAAAAGUCUCUCUGCAGGAACAUAAACUGUUGAAGCCUGUUGAAAGUGGCUUUAAGGGACCGGAUUGGCUGAAUGACAGCAGAUAGUUUUUUUUAUUUUUUUUUUUAUUAAAAUUUUCAAUGAGAGAGCUCUGUAUGUGUGAGAGACUCCUUUUACCACCCGAGUCUUCCAGAUUGGAGUGAUUGAAACGUUUUCUCUACCUUUCCCAGUAACUUAUUAAAUUCUCCGUGUUGAUAAACCAGUGGCGAUUAACCACACAGGAUGUGUGAAGGAUAUACCUCUAUCCCUAUUAUCAGAUCCCUCACUGUUGUGGGACUCAUGUCUUUUAGUUUGUCAUGAAGAGCACAGUAGUGGUAUUACUGCAUCAAGAAAAUAAAAGUGAUACUGCA
Molecule: messenger RNA, 2352 nt
Organism: Chelmon rostratus (copperband butterflyfish)
Lineage: Eukaryota; Metazoa; Chordata; Actinopteri; Chaetodontiformes; Chaetodontidae
Gene: dnajc21
Product: DnaJ heat shock protein family (Hsp40) member C21
Exons: 12
Coding region: 301-1896 (531 amino acids)
Cellular component (GO): cytoplasm
Molecular function (GO): nucleic acid binding; zinc ion binding
Source: RefSeq, a predicted model, not a curated record